Messenger RNA from Prorocentrum cordatum, 805 nucleotides. The record is from the annotation of a GenBank genome assembly. NCBI's taxonomy places the organism in Eukaryota, Dinophyceae, Prorocentrales, Prorocentraceae.
GCCAGGACCUUACACUUUCAUCAUGCGUGCCUCGAAGCAGGUGCCCAAGAUCGUGCUGAAGCACAAGUCGCGGCGGCGGCUGUGGCAGCGCCGCGAGGUGGGCAUCCGAGUGCCAGACUGCGCCGUCGUGCAGCACAUCACGCGGGAGCUGGACGAGCCGCUGCUGUCGUCCUCCGCGGACGAUGGCCCCACCGCGGUCUGGAGCACCCAGCGGGACGCGGUUGACUUCAUCGUGGCGGGCAGCACGAACAUGGCGAACAUCUGGGAUGAGGUCGCUGACGAGGCACACCGCACGUGCGGGAAGCGGAUCCGAUUCUACGACCAGUUUGCCGACGUCACCGGCGUCGCCAUCACCCUCCACGAAGAGGAGACCGCAUCUCCUCCGUGGUCGACCUCACCAUGGAGUACCCCGUGGUGCGCCGGCAAGGCCUCGGCGACACGACCCAGUGGGAGGCGCUGGCCGAGUAGGGCGGACGGCAGCCAUGCCAGGCUUGCCCGAGGGGGAUCGGUGCGCGGGUGGGUAGCAAUCGGGAUCAGAGGAGGAAUAAUCGCAGGAGGCAGGGGCGGGAGCGGGAGCAGGGCAUGACGGCACGGCGUGCUUCGACGCAGAGUCGGGCCGUGCGAGUUGGGCACGGUGGCGGAUUGUUCUCUGAUAGUUGGAGCCACCCACAAGCUUUUUAAUAGUCUAUGUCGUGCAGGCACGAUGGCGGAGUAUUCUCUGGGGCUCGAGCCCCUUCUCCCGUCAUACCAGAGCCUCCGACUGCGUCUCACUUUCUGCUGAAACGGCAGGGUGCAGAGGUGAAAA